This is a messenger RNA of Castor canadensis (American beaver), 1114 nucleotides long. The record is from RefSeq and is a predicted model, not a curated record. Lineage: Eukaryota; Metazoa; Chordata; Mammalia; Rodentia; Castoridae.
GUCUGGACUGCGAGUGGAUCAGGGGCAAGAAGCUUGAUCUUAUUAGGUGUUCCAGGGACCUGUCCUGGAAUUAGCUCUGUGCACGCAGCUCACAAGUCCCAGCUGUGCCCAGCCGAGCAGAGCAGCGGAGCCACCCUUGGCCACAGGUCACCCUCACUUACCAGUCAUGCUCUGGCAGCUCUCUUCAGCGGUGGUGCUCUUUAUGUCGCUGGCUGUAAUUUUGCAUGAUGGCCAUCAAAUAAGAGCCAAAGCAAUUCCAGAAACAAGAGACUGCCUUCAACCCAUCAUAGCAGCAACAGGACAGGCCACAGCAAAAUCUGUUUUGCAGCCAACUAAUGAAGCUCCUCAAAGGACUUCAGCAGCAAGAUCCAUAGAUGGCCACAUCACUUCUCUAAUAGCUAGCGAAACUUCCAACUCUGAGAUCCCAACACACACAACAAUAAAAACUCCAACCACUAUGUCAGUAACUACAGAGAGCCCUCCACCCACCAGCCCAAUUAUCUAUACCCUGGUCACAUCCAACAACUCACACACCACUCCAAUUACUGACACCACCAUUGGCCCUGGCUCAACUCCAUAUUCCCAGCAACUCAUCACCUCACUAGCCCCUACAACUGGAACUAGUUCAUCCACUGUCAGCCACACAACUGGGAAAACCCCCGGACACAGUAGCCAGACUACCCUCCCUAAAACUUUGUCUGCAGCAACGCUCAAAAGCACCACCCAUCAGAAGCCUACUCCACCCACCCAUGCCCAAGGAACACCAACAGCCAUACACAAUGCCACGCAAACAGCCUCACCUGCCUCCACAGUUCCUGGGCCCACCCUUGCACCUCAGCCAUCGUCAGUCAAGAUCGGAACUUACCGAGUUCUAAAUGGAAGCAGGCUUUGUAUAAAAGCAGAGAUGGGGAUAGAGCUGAUUGUUCAAGAAGAGUUGGUUUUCUCACCUCCAAGAUACUUCAACAUCAACCCCAAUGUAACCCAUGCCUCUGGGAAAUGUGGUUCCCGAAAAUCCAACCUUCUCUUGAGUUUCCAAGGCGGAUGUGUGAAUCUGACAUUUACCAAGGUGAGGCAAGAGCUCCUUUACACUGGUUGACUCUGGCUUCGCUUGGCC